Molecule: messenger RNA, 3560 nt
Organism: Micropterus salmoides (largemouth bass)
Lineage: Eukaryota; Metazoa; Chordata; Actinopteri; Centrarchiformes; Centrarchidae
Gene: abrab
Product: actin binding Rho activating protein b
Exons: 2
Coding region: 129-1397 (422 amino acids)
Biological process (GO): positive regulation of Rho protein signal transduction; positive regulation of transcription by RNA polymerase II
Cellular component (GO): sarcomere
Molecular function (GO): actin binding
Source: RefSeq, a predicted model, not a curated record
AAAGGUUUCAAAAAACAAAGAUUUGAGCAGAGAGGAGAUGAAUAUGUUGAAGCUAAUCUGACAGCUGGAAGAGGAAGAUCACUUUGGGAUUAAUUUAGCCUAAAUUGACACAUUACAUAUGCAUAAUUAUGUCUGACAAACAGACCAGCCAAGCUUCCCAAAGGAAGCCGUCCAGUAACAAGAACAUCAAGAAGCUCCGCACUGUUAGCAUGGUGUGCAACCUGACUAGCAGCUGGCAACAGUGGGUGACAGAGAACGAGAUAAAGCAGGCUAGUGAACCCAGUGGCUGGUCUCCGUCUUCGCUUGGAGGACCAACAGAACCCAAAAAGACGUGGGUCUCAAAGAAGCCUGCUCCUGCUCAAACCCAACCAACAGAAGCUUCUCAAACUCAUGUAAUCACUUCUGCAGAGGCUCAGAAGACCUUAACUCCUCACAACGAGACCCUAGAUGCAUCCAAUACUGGGGAGGUUAAGACCUCAGCUGAGCCACUGGUUGCAUCUCGCAUCAAGGUAAAGCAAGUGGUAAAGACGGUGACGAGCGGGGUUCAGGAGAAAAGUGUUGGCAUUGGGCUCCUGACCGAAAAGAUCAAGAAAGAGUCUCUGCCAUCAGCUGAGGAGAUUGACAGGCUUCUGAAGAAGAAAAGCUCACCUACACGUCGCAGAAAAUGCUCCAACAUGGUCUCAUCUCUGACCAAAAGCUGGAAGCAGGUGGAGAAAGAGGUAGAAGGACCGGGAGAGGGACGCACCUUUGGAGGUGGUAAAGACGACAGUGGACACUCUAAGGCAGAGAAGCAGAGACUGGACAUAGAGGAUGCUCAAACCCACAGAACAAGCUCUUUGACAGAAGCAGAGCAAAAAGACUCGGAAGGAGAUUCUGAGUCAGCAAUGAAGAUUAAAAGACCCUCAGUCCCAACGUACAAAAAGGAAGCUGAAGAUGCCAACAAGAUAAACGCCCUCUCCAAGAAAUACAGUGCUGUGGGAAACCUCAAGAGCCGCUGGCAGAACUGGGCCACAGAGCACACUGUGACCCAGAAACUAAACCCCUUCAGUGAAUAUUUUGACUACGAUUACUCCAUGUCGCUCCGCCUCCAAAAGGGCCAAGAGGGUUACGGACGCCCCAAGGAAGGAACCCAAACAGCAGAGAGAGCCAAACGCGCUGAGCAACACAUCCACCGUGAGAUAGACGACAUGUGUUAUGUGAUCAGGACUAUGGCUGAUCCGGACCCAGACGGAAAGACCCGCAUUACGUUUGGGCAGCUGUUUGACAGAUAUGUUCGGAUCUCCGAUAAGGUGGUGGGGAUUCUGAUGAGAGCCAGGAAACAUGGGAAAGUGGCCUUUGAAGGGGAGAUGCUGUGGCAAGGCCAGGAUGAUGGAGUGAUCAUUACUCUACUGGUGUGAUGUUAACACUUGGGUCAAGUUGUAGCAGAAAUCCUCUCACAGCUACUCGGCUGACACAAUGGAGCUUGUGAUAUAGCUUCAGUCAUUAUCAAGCAGGGCUAAGAGGAGGAUUUAAAAUGCAAUUUGACCUGGAUCUUUUCAGUGGGCCCUUGCAGAACAAUAUCAAAGAAUGUGGAGACUGCCAGCUUGGCAGACGAGUCAGUGGGGAUUAUCCAAGAAUAUUUUGCCGCUAUUUAUGCAGAUCCUUGAACUGUUUCUGUCGGUAUUGUGGAUAUUUGAGUUGUAGCUGUCAUGCACAUGUUUUGGAAAAUCUUCUAAGAUUUAAAAGUUUUGAUUCAGGAGCUCAGAAGAGUUCAAGGCGAUUCUAACUUUUGGCUGGUUAAGUUUCUUGCAGAUUCGCAUAUGCAUCUCUUUUGCACUUUCUUUAUGGUUUAUAUUAAUGACGACGAGAUACUUGAUUAUGCUUUAAUGUACCAAAAAAACAGCAGCACAGUAAUUCAAACACAGAUUGAGUUUCAUUGCCUGAAGACCUGCAGCUCAGCAUUCAUUAUACUGUACCAUGCACAAUGCAGAGGAACAGAGCAGACCACAGCACUUUUAAAUCUCACGGCCUGUUGGACUAAGCCUGUUAUGAUUAAUGGGUGACUAUGACUUGUCUGGGGGGAAAGGAAAACUUUUCUUUUCACAUCCAGUUAUUGAGUCUCCGUAGAAUUUCGGUGGGGUUGUAGAAUCAUAGAACCAAUUUUACCGGUUCUUUUUGGUCUUUCACAAAUAAGGCAUUCACUAGCAAGGACCACGCCUCAACAAUGUGUGAUUUAGAGGUACAUGCAAAUAUGGAAUGCAUGGAUUAAGCAGGAUGGAUUAAUGCAUAUAGAGGGGAAGGGUGAUGGUGGAAGAAGGAUGUCGUCUGAUAGGCUGGUCUGAGAGGGUGUACAGAAGACCGGGCAGAGAGACUCAGUGUGGGGGUUCCGUCUCGGAAGUGUUUUCGCCCGAGAGCCCCUCAAGAGUCACAGCGAGAAUAUUUUCGAGGACUACUUUUGCGUUCCCUCACAAUAUGUUUUGCGCUCUUUCGUAAUAAAUUCUGCGUUCUCUUGCAAUACUUUUCAUCUUCCAUUCCUUUUGAGUCAUAGCUGUGUCUAUUUCUGUCCAGUUGCUCCCAGCGCAACACUAGUAUAGAUCAGAGUAUUGAAUUUAACUUUGAACUGGGUAUUACCUAUGCGGAUACAAGAGGUAAUGCAAAAGUAUUGUGGCAGAAGGCAAAAUUUAUAACAAGAGAAUGCAAAACAUAUUGCAAGGGGGAGCAAAAUAUUGCAAGGUAAUGCAAAACAUAUUGUGAGGUAACGCAAAAGUAGUCCUCAAAAAUAUUCUCGCCCUGACCCUUUGGGCUCCAUAUUUGCUGGAUAGUGUAUUGUUAUGUUGCAUAGGAAGUGAUUUUUUUUUUAAAUAUUGAAGAUAAAUUACAAAAAACAAUAGUGUUACUAAAGUGCACCAGCCAGUACGAAAUGCAUAUUUGACUUUCUGUCCAAGAAGUCUCUGCUGUGUUCACAUACAGCUUCAAAACAUCUAAUUAAUAUUUCUCUUUGGUCUUGCCAUAUUGGUAUCCAGCAACGAGGAACCAGAGGUUGUAGUAGGUCUGGAAGCUGGUGCCAGAUACUAUCAACACAGUGAACAGUUAGUGAUAGUGAAUAAUUAGCAAUGAAUGCAAUUGAUGACAGCUGUCUCUACAUCCCACCAUAUUAAAUAUUCACCUUUGUUUGAUAUUCACCCUCAGAUUUCACCAUUGUACAACUCCAACACUUGUAAAGCUGUGAUUCUACCUUCACCACUUAGGAAAUAAUGAUCACUUCCUGUCACCACUGGCAGGGAAAACAAGUAGUAUUCAGGCUGGUCUAGAGAGAAAAACCUGUCAAAGUCAGCAAAAACAUCUCUGUAAGCUUGUUUAUUCAUGUACACCAGCAGUGGGUGACUGUCUGCUUCUAAACGGUACUUUUUAAAACAGAGUAUUAUAUCUCUGAUGGCUUAUUCUCUGAUUUAAAUUAAUUCCCAUUUGACUGAUAAGAAAAAAUAUGUAAAUGUUACAUGGGCACACAGUCAAAGUAGAGGCUGUGAACAAAGCAUAGGAAAUGAGAUAAAGCAUUCUGUUAUGUAAAUAGAUGUCUGAUU